UCUACUUGGGUAAAAACCAAAACAAACAUGAUUUCUCUAGUCUCCAUAAUUUUGCUCCUUCAUUUCUUGUUUGGGAAUGCUGCCUUAACAUUCAAUGUGAUCAAAUUUGGUGCUAAAGCAGAUGGGAAAACUGAUGCAACUCAGCCUUUCCUUAGGGCUUGGGCCUCCGCCUGCAACUCCAUGGUAACGUCCACAAUUUAUGUGCCCAAAGGAAGUUUCUUGAUUAGGUUUGCAGAGUUCAGAGGUCCAUGCAAAAGCGCGAUCAAGCUCCGAAUUGACGGCACUCUUAUAGCUCCAAAGGACUAUCGUGCCCUUGGAAACUCCGGCAACUGGAUUUUGUUCAUUCAAGUGAACCGGAUUUCAGUCAUCGGAGGAGCUCUCGAUGCUAUGGGGGAUGGAGUUUGGAAAUGCAAGAAGGCCGGCCAAAAUUGCCCGGUCGGAGCACGGUCUCUAACGUUCAAUUGGGUGAAGGAUGCGCAAAUUAGUGGGUUAACAUCGAUGAAUAGCCAACUAAUGCAUCUGGUGAUCAAUAGCUGCAAGAAUGUGAAGGUGAGUAAUGUGAAGAUUAUAGCUCCACACGACAGCCCUAACACAGAUGGAAUACAUGUACAAUCCUCUACUGGUGUUACUAUCAAAAACAGUGUCAUAAAAACUGGAGAUGACUGCAUAUCAAUCGGGCCAGGGACCAGGAAUUUGUGGAUGGAGAAAAUACAAUGUGGUCCUGGACAUGGAGUCAGCAUAGGGAGCUUGGGAAGAGAUUUUAACGAAGAUGGUGUGGAAAAUGUGACAUUGAUAAAUUCGGUUUUCAGCGGGUCAGAUAACGGGUUACGGAUAAAAACAUGGGGCAGGGCCAGCAAAGGGUUUGUGAGAAAUAUCAAGUAUCAAAACAUAGUUAUGAGGAACGUUGAGAACCCAAUUAUCAUAGACCAAAAUUACUGCCCCAACAACCGAGGUUGUCCUGGCCAGAGUUCUGGAAUCAAGAUUAGUGAAGUGAGUUACCAAAAUAUUCAAGGAACAUCAGCAACACAAGUUGCCAUGGUUUUUGAUUGUAGCUCUACUAACCCAUGCCGCGGGAUCAAACUCACCGACAUUAAACUCACUUAUCUGAAAACAAACAAGGCUCAAUCCUUCUGCAAAAACGUCGGCGGGACCUCCGGCGGUGUCAUCCUGCCCGAUAAUUGCUUGUAAACUAAUAGUUACAUCCGACGGAAGAAUAAUAAUAAUAACCAAAAAAGAAAAACAUGGAAUGAAGAAAGUUAUGGCCGGCCUCGCUAUUUUAAGUACGAUUAGGGGGCAUAAUUAAGAUGCAAUUUACUCAAAAGUAGAAGUAGUUUCUGGCUUCUCAUUGAGUUUGAUGAUCAACUCCUACAUUGAUAUAUAGACACAUUCUCUGAUGUAACCACAUCGAUAAUGUUUAUUACAUUCAAUAGGGAGGAGUGAGUAUAUAUCUUAAAAUAUAUAUAUUUACAACUUUAAUUUCUUCCUUA
Messenger RNA from Sesamum indicum (sesame), 1487 nucleotides. RefSeq names its product Pectin lyase-like superfamily protein. Gene Ontology annotation, molecular function: polygalacturonase activity. The record is from RefSeq and is a predicted model, not a curated record. NCBI's taxonomy places the organism in Eukaryota, Viridiplantae, Streptophyta, Magnoliopsida, Lamiales, Pedaliaceae. Gene Ontology annotation, biological process: carbohydrate metabolic process.